Planococcus citri (citrus mealybug) is the source of this 2347-nucleotide messenger RNA. Its product is annotated as lachesin-like. Lineage: Eukaryota; Metazoa; Arthropoda; Insecta; Hemiptera; Pseudococcidae. The record is from RefSeq and is a predicted model, not a curated record. Bases 343 to 1419 code for a protein of 358 amino acids. The transcript has a single exon. Gene Ontology annotation, cellular component: neuron projection.
AGCAUCCUUUCUUUCACGCUCUUCUCUUUAUUCCUUUUCCUUGCACCAUACAUUGUAUUCGUAUGUAUGCCAGAAGCCAGAUGAAAGCUUCAACGAUUUUUCGGUUAUUUAUCUGCGGUCGGCGACAGUGAGAAAACGCUAGUGUAAUUUUCGUUUACUUCAUCAAGCUCAAGGUGUGUUUGUCGGUUGUGUUUUAUAAUUAAAAUAAUCGUGUAUUUGUAUUUAAAAAACACUCGCACUUAGUUCGUUAUGCGUAAUUAAUCAGUCGGCGUUUAUUGAACUCAACGUUUCCGUUCACAAGCAAGUAUUGUUUUCGCUAGUCGCACAAGCAAACCCGUUAUUAUGAUUCAUCAUCUAGCAUUAUUCGUUUACUUACUGCAGCUUGUAAGUAGCCAAAACACGCCAGUACCAAACAUCGUAGAAGUUAGUCCUGUAUUAGUAAAAGAUGUCAACGAGACUGUAGAUUUGUAUUGUAAAGUGAAAGAUUUACGCGACGCUAGCCUGUUAUGGGGCAGACAAAAAGGUGAUCGCACAACUACCUUAUGGGGCUCAGGACAGAAAUUCGUCAAGGAUGACCGAAUCACCGUUCAAACCGAUAACUCUACUCUGUUCACAUCUACAACUUUACGUAUUACCAAUGUCCAAACCAAAGAUGCUGGAACUUACCGUUGCUCGAUACCUUCGGAAAACGGCGAAGAUGUAUCGAGAGAUAUCACGUUGCAAGUACGCUCUCCUCCUUUCAUCUUCGGCAACACAUCAACUUCGGUAAACACUUCACUCAACAGUAGCGUAACUUUGGAGUGUUACGGUGGCGGUUAUCCCGAACCGGAGGUUAUUUGGACUCGCGAAAACAACGGAGUUUUACCCAACGGUGUUACUUCGUAUCGGGGCAGUACAUUGAAGAUCAACAACGUGCAAAAAGAUCACGCCGGAAAUUAUUACUGUACAGUCGACAAUAAAGUUAGCCAGAGUGCGAAGAAAACCAUUCGUUUGGAAGUCGAAUACCCACCGAUUGUUAAACCUCGCGAACUUCGUGUCGGACAAGCUCUCGGAUACGAAGCUUAUUUAGAAUGUACCAUCGAAAGCGUUCCGGCUGUACAGAUCACGUGGCUUCGUGAUAACAUUCCGAUUUCUGAUAGUCAAUAUUAUACUCAGACUCAAGCCGCUAUCCAAGAACCUGUAAGAUCAGCUGUGUUGAAAGUUAAAGUCACCGAACGUAAGCAGUACGGUUCGUAUACUUGCGUAGCUUCGAGUAAAAUAGGCAAAGGUGCAGCUAAUAUCGACUUGUAUCAAACCGAAAAGGAAAACUGCGCUCGUCAUUGCCAAACUAGCUCUGGUCAUUCUAUUAUCAAUAUGUUCGAUUUAAAACUAGGGUUUACCAGUGUGGUGGUAUUAAUGUUCCAGUUGCACCAUAUGUAAAUUAAUCGCUUUUGUAGAUUUUACUCUCCUUAAACGUGUUUCGCUUUUAUCGCUCAGUAUGAUAUGUAUUUGUAUAGUUUGUGUAGUCAUAAAAAAUGUUGUACAAAUUGUAAAUAUCUCCGUCCUCAUUGAGAACGAAUCAUCACACACUUGAGAAGAAUUGCAUUUAUUUUAGCUUUAAUACGAGUAUUGUAAGGUUUUAUUAUUUUUUUUUAAAUUUCUCAGUUUUCCUAGACGAAUGAAUCUCGUUUUUUAAUUUUAUUGUUGUGCGAGUAAUAACUUUCCUAACUAAUAUUAUCUAGACGAUAUUUAAUUUGAACGAAGUUACAUUUUAUUAUUUUAUAAGGUUUUUAAUUUCCUAUAUUUAUAUAUUCCACGGAUGAAUUUAUUUUAUAGUGAGUGAUGCGGUCUGCGAAAUAUUUCGCAAUAAUCGUACGUGUUGCGGCGAUUCUGUUCGAUACAGACAUAUCUUCGCCAUUGAUGUGGGCCAAAAUGGUUUAAUUACGUAAAACAUAAUAAGUAUUAUUAUUUACAUCUGACAAGUGAAGCUCGGUAAUUUUUUUUUUACAUUUUUAAAUUUGAAAUUGAUGAGCAAUUUUUAAUCGAACAAUAUUACGGUAUUUAUUAGGAUUAAAACUAGUACCAUGAAGACUGAAAGAAGAAUUUUAAUUUUAACAAAACAAGAUAUUAUUGUAUUGUUUCCUUAUUAUAUUUUUUUAGAUCCUAGCUGAUAAUUUUUUAUACAUUGAUUGUACGUAGUAUUUAAGAUGAAAAAUAAUACAAUACGGCCUUUUAUGAAGAAAAACGAAAAACGCUUUAUUUGUGCUACUUUUUUUUUUCUAGUAUAAACAUGACCUGUGUUUAGUUUACAAUUUUGUACGUUUAUCUGUAGGGUUUUGAUUUGUAAUAAAGUUCAUUCGACUUGCAA